AAAGUGAAUGGAAACCACUCUGAAAGUGGUUUGAGUUUCAACUUGUUAUUCAUGUCAAGAAUUUCUGUACUGAAACAUAAUUAAAUUAAAUAAUAACCAUCUACUACUCGAUUCCACAUGUCCUUUUACAGAUAAACCUACAGAACAUAAUUUAAGUUUGCUAAUGUGUUUACUAAUCACUGUAAUCCAUAAACCAAAGAAACAACACACCUGCAUCAAUAAACUCAACCUAUACAAAUUCAUGAACCAUAUCACAACUGUCAUGUCUAAGUACCAUAAAACAUUAUUUUAUACACUGAAAGAUUAGCUAAGGAAUGUUAUGUGGUGCAAGGCCUUGGCCGGUUAGUGACUCCAGCAGUUAGGUUGCAGUGUAUCCUGCUCCUCCUCAGCCGGUUGGCAGCUGGUUGGCUGACUCGUCCUUGGUGAGAUAUCUCGAAGCGUGUUGAGUGUCGUUUUCCUGUGGAACAAUGCAACUUUCUUGCUAAUUUUCACACAAUACUAAUAUUGAGUAAAUAUGGGAUAAUUUAUAUGCAACUACUUCAACAGAUGUGUCUUUUCUGUAACACUUAAAGACAAACAGUCUCGAUCAACAACGAUCCAUAGAGUACUUUUUCAGGUGCGAGGGAGCUCUACUCAUAGCUAGUGAGAUAAGAAAGGAAGGGAGUUAAAGGAAAUCUCUGGACCUAGACAGAGAGCUUUGUUGAAGCAAGGGACUCCCAACUCGUAAAUUAUGAGGCCCUUGGUCAGGCCAACCAUCUAAUUAUUCCAACAACAACACUAAAUCACUUGGACCAACACUUAUUAGAAACCAUUCGACAUACCCAUCAACUACAAUAACUAAAAUAUACAAAGGGGAUCACAUCUAAUACUUAUCAAUGCAUACAUUUCUUGGAGAUGUCUGAACCUUUUCUGAGUAACUCAUUCCUUCCAUUGAAUAGCAUAAACAAUGUUAGUUCUAACUAGGUAAGCAACUCGUGGUUCUCUGAAAAUAAAAUGGCCUUUCAAUGAGUAUGGGGCUUAGGCUUGAAAUAUUACUGCGUAUGAACGAGAUCAUUAAACCAGAAGAAACAAGAACAAUGUGUGGGUGUGAAAGUAAACAUGAAUACAAUCCACAGAGGAGUGAAUAUACUGAGGUGGAAGUGACAAAAGGUCGCUUACUGACGCAGCUGGAAUGCAGUUCCUCAGGAAUUUUCUGAGAAGUUUGUCAAUGAAAGGUCACUUGACUAUAUAUAAUGAGUGAGCGGACAAUCGCCAUAAAUGCCUCUGACAUCAAAAAUAAGAUGAACGCAAUCGAUUUCUGUCUUCUGUGUGCUUUUCUACACGUGGGUUAUCAGAACCCACUGGGCUCCUGGACGCUCCAACCUAACAUUUUGGUUUUGAAAGUAAAUGGUUCGUGCAGCCAACGAGCCCUCAAGUGCCUGCACUCAGCAGCGGGAUUCAUGAAUGGCGAUGACAAGGAUAUUUUCUGGAAGAAGGACGAUAAAGAAAAGGCACAGAGGGGUAAUUCAUACCUGGUAAAGCUCGAGGAGAGUUUGGGAGGAGGCAACUACAGCUGCCACAGCUCAAAUGGAUCUCUUCUCAAUUACACUGUUGUCCUUAUUCAAGAGGACUUCACCAAGAAGAGGAAGAUUCUGAUGGAAACUGACUUGGCCGAAUAUUUAAAGUGCACUACUCAGAAUUUUGAGGGAGCGUUCAGAUGCUCUUGGAUCUGGGACAGGAGACGUGUUGGAAAAGUAGCACUCAUCAGAACUGGACGAGGCACAGAUGAUGAGUGUUCUCCUGACGCCAGUGGUCAGCACUGGACGUGCGCCUCCACUGAGAGUCACAUCAGCUGCUCAGUAGACGACAGCGGAGACGGGAUCUCCUGCGUGGACAAGCAGUACUGCCCAUUUGCGGAGGAGAAAAAGAAAAUCUUCUUCACAGUCUAUUUUAGCAACAAACAUUUCCUGCUGGAGAGCUACUCCAAACAAUUCUAUGUGUCUGAAAUUGUGAAACCUGACAAAGUGACAAUCAGGAAAGUCAACCAAUCGAUGAUAGAAUUGACUUACCCGGGUUCUUGGAGCAGUCCCCACUCCUUCUUCCCUCUCACCUUCCAGGUUUUACAGAGCAAACAUGGGUGUAAAAACUGUGAGAAUCCCUGUGAUGCGUCAACGGGUGCAAAGAUGCCAAUGGCGGACUCCUCAAGCGCUUGUCUGUUUGAGUUGGAGAACAAUUCCAGGACUGUCUGUGUCCGAGCCAAGGAUGCUCUCUACGACUCGCAAUGGAGCGAAUGGAGCCACCUCAGAUUGAGAAAGAGGCCAAAAGGUAAACAAGGAAAACGUACCAGCUGAAAACAUGUGAAAGAGAUGAGGAGGAACACCUGGGUGUCGACAGGAGCAAUAUUUAUUAAAUUAUAUAAUUCUAUGAUUGUAUUGGUGUUAUGAAUAAAAUGUUUGUAAUUAAAAA
Messenger RNA from Syngnathus typhle (broad-nosed pipefish), 2445 nucleotides. RefSeq names its product interleukin 12Ba (gene il12ba). Gene Ontology annotation, molecular function: protein binding. Bases 1233 to 2330 code for a protein of 365 amino acids. The record is from RefSeq and is a predicted model, not a curated record. NCBI's taxonomy places the organism in Eukaryota, Metazoa, Chordata, Actinopteri, Syngnathiformes, Syngnathidae. The transcript has 8 exons.